AUUAAGAACUAAGAAGUUAGUUUUAUUUACUCUUUAGUCCCGAAUCGGCCACUCUCGCUCGCUGGAUCCUCGCCGUUCGGUGACAAUCUCUCACAGCUGAAGGACAUUGUUAUUCCGAAGGACGAAGCCAUGACGAGUCUGUUAUGGUUAACGGCAGAAGAGGCUGCAAAGAACAGAGGAAAAGUUCUUUCUUUGUACCGACAACUACUUAGGAGCAUCAACUCGCCAAAAUUGCAGCUUAGUUAUGCGUCAAGACUUGCCAAGAAAGCUGAGGUUAGGACCAUCUUCUUGUUUGGCUCUGAGGAGGUUUCAAAACACAAUGUUGCCGAUCUCAUCCGUACUGCUGAAUAUGCUCUCUCCCAGUUGAAACAAGGCAAAAUCCCCAACAACACCACUCAGUAUUGAUCGAGUCAUUGUCUUCAUGCUCAUUUCGAUAUCAGCCGUUCAUUUAUUUGGAACAAGAUUGUGGUGUUUAGAAUCAUGUCGUGUAUGUUUGCAUUUUACUCAGUAUAUCCCAAUAAUCAUUGAAGAAAACUUUCCAUGGCGUUCUAAUUGUCACACAUACAUAUGUAUCGUACUCUUCAAUCUUGAUUGUGAUAUUGCAAUAAUCAUUAAUGU
Molecule: messenger RNA, 618 nt
Organism: Camelina sativa (false flax)
Lineage: Eukaryota; Viridiplantae; Streptophyta; Magnoliopsida; Brassicales; Brassicaceae
Source: RefSeq, a predicted model, not a curated record